Messenger RNA from Symbiodinium natans, 714 nucleotides. The record is from the annotation of a GenBank genome assembly. NCBI's taxonomy places the organism in Eukaryota, Dinophyceae, Suessiales, Symbiodiniaceae.
AUGUUUUGUACAGGGAUGCUGCACACGACAGCGUCCGAAACUCGUUGCGGGGCCAUGCCUGACACCCAGAGCCGGGCCUCGGGUUUUGCUGCUGCCGUGCGUCUUUCAUUUUCCAACACCGUGGACGUGGCCAUGGAGAGGACUGCUACUGCAAGUGAUGUUAUCGCAGCGGUGAAGGCGAAGUUGCCUGGAGACCCAUGGCAUGGAAACGUCUUGCUGUCACGCGGCGCACGGAAGUUCACGGCCACAGACGAGAUGCCGCCUCAGACGAAGGCUGGCAACGAGUUGGCUCUGGCUAACUAUGGCCGCUUACAUUCAGCCGGCAGCCCGCUCCAAAUCCCGACAGAGCUCAGCGGCAUUACCAUUCCGCAAAUUCAGGCCCUACUCGCCUUCAUGCAAGGUAUGGUGCUGUGCUGGUUUGGCACCUUUGGUGCAGAAUGUGGGCGACCUCUAUCCUUUGAGUGCUUCAAUCUGUAUCAUGCAGACUACUGGAUCUUGCAGCCGGCGACUGCAGGAGCAGGUGGGCGCGGCUGCAGCUAUGUGGAGCUCGUGGCAGAGAGCAUAGAAGCACAACGUCCCACAUGGUUUGUAUCACAUGCCUGGAAAGAGCCAAUCGUGCUGUUCCUGCGGUGCUUGCUCCGCCACGCGGCCGUGCGAGAUUUGCACUGGGCGAUGCCAUCCCGAGAGGCACCUUUCGCAACGCAGCUGCAAUGA